AUGACGUUGACGAUCUCCGAUCUUCCAAGGGAUCUGAAGAAGAAAAUAUUCUCAAGAAUUCCGUUGAGAUAUGUGAGAGCAUUGCGAUUAACCUGCAAAGAGUGGGAAACUUUAAUCAAAAGUCGGAGCUUAAAGAUCGACGAAGAGGAGUCUCAGAUGGUCGCGUUGAUGGAUUACAAUCUUUGUUUAAUGAGCAAAUCCUUUAAUGGAGGAGAUCCAUCUACAGAGAUUAAAGGCAAACUUACUUGCUUUGACGAACAAGUAAAGGUAUCUAUGUUGUUUCAUUGCGAGGGUUUAUUGUUAUGCAUCUUGAAAGACGAUAAUACUAAGGUUGUUGUUUGGAAUCCGUAUUUGGGGCAAAGAAGGUUUAUCCAAGUUAGAUUUUCACACAUCCCAGGCGGAUGGGACCAGUUCAGUUACGCUCUCGGAUACUACAAGAAUAAUAAUAUGAUGAAAUCAUUUAAACUCUUGAGGUUUUUUGAUUAUUUCUAUACCUCCAAUGAUUUUGUUUUCUAUGAAAUCUAUGAUUUCGACUCUGGUUUAUGGAAAACUCUUGAUGUCACUCCAUACUGGCGUAUAAGGUUUUUUGAUGAUAUUGGCGUUUCUCUCAAGGGAAACACUUACUGGUGCGCUAAAGAAAGGAAGCCAGAGUGGAACGCAGACCCUUUUAUCAUUGUUGAUCACAUCAUCUGUUUUGAUUUUACAAGUGAGAGGUUUGGUCCGCUUGUGCCUUUGCCGUUUAGAGCUAUGAAGGAGAGUCUUGUGACUCUAUCUUGUGUUAGGGAAGAGAAGCUUGCUGCUUUAUUUUGUCGCGAUGUUGUUGUUGAGGUAUGGAUUACGACUACGAUUGAAUUCGAUAAGGUGUCGUGGAGCAAGUUUUUGACCUUUGGUGUGCGUGACUGCCCGAUGAUUUAUUCUUGUACAGGGAGUUUCUUCAUUGACGAGGUGAACAAAGUCGCCGUGAUUUUCGGGCAACCGUUGAAACGCGACAAAGUUUUCAUCAUUGGAGAGGCUGGACAAGUCCGAGAUGUUGAUCUCGGAGAACCUGCCCACCAAGAUAGUUGGCUAUAUGUGUGUCCUUAUGUUCCAAGUUUAGUGAAAAUCAAGCAACCUCCAGGAUGCAAAAGGAGAAGACAAAGCAGUUCAGAAAACCGUCGAUAUAAGCGAAACAUGAUGAGACUUGUCGAACUUGAAAAGUAUCAUAUUGCCAUGGAACCCAAAAGAGGAGACAAAACAAUAUGA
Arabidopsis thaliana (thale cress) is the source of this 1242-nucleotide messenger RNA. Its product is annotated as F-box and associated interaction domains-containing protein. The transcript has a single exon. Lineage: Eukaryota; Viridiplantae; Streptophyta; Magnoliopsida; Brassicales; Brassicaceae. Bases 1 to 1242 code for a protein of 413 amino acids. The record is from RefSeq and is marked reviewed.